Messenger RNA from Brassicogethes aeneus, 1296 nucleotides. The record is from the annotation of a GenBank genome assembly. NCBI's taxonomy places the organism in Eukaryota, Metazoa, Arthropoda, Insecta, Coleoptera, Nitidulidae.
GUUUUGAGGUUAUGUAGUUCUCAGCUGUAAUAAUUUACAUUACCUAUUUGCCCAUUUUGUAUAAUGAAUUCGGUUACUAUAGAUGACUUAUCGACAGAAAUUUUGUUGCAAAUUUUUAAAUAUGUAUCCAUUUGCGAUUUGUGUAGGUUAAGAAAAAGUUGCAAGCGUUUCAAUGAGAUUAUUAAUUUUUGGGGUAACGUUAUUGUUAAACGACCUGAUACUCUUGUAACUAACGAAAAAGAUCAGAGAAUAUUACAAAGAUCUCAUUUAAAACAUAACUUAAACAUUUUGGAGAAAAUUCGUAUUGAGAAAAACUGGAUUAACGGAAAAUUUAAAAAAUCUUCAUUUUUAGUAAGUGGUAAGAAAUAUAUGCCAUGGCUUCAAAUGAAUGAAAAGUUUUUAUGGGUAAGCCAAGAUGGUUGUAUACAUGAAUUUAAGAAAAAUCGAUUUUCAAAAUAUUUGAAGUCGAAUAUUAUCAGAAACAAAAAUAACAAUGCUGAUAUUGUUAAGUUUAAAGUUAAUGACAAUAGUAUAGUUUUAGGAAGAAGGGAUGGAAGUAUAUCUCUUUGGUCCAUAGAAAAUAAAGCAUUCAUUUUUGAUAUGAAAAAUUGCCACAAAUGUCAUGUAAACUGUGUUGAUAUAUCAAAUGAUGGUACACUUAUUGUAUCAGGAAGUGAUGAUGAUUCUUUUUCAAUAUGGCAAAACACAAAUGGAGUUUUAUUGCAAAAAGAAAACCAAAUUAUAUUUGAUAGAAUAUGGUCUUGUGCUCUACUUGAAGAUAAAUCCAUAGUUGCUGUGGGAACCUCUGGAAAUGAAAACGUUCACUCCCUUGUCCUUUUUGAUGUACAAAAGAAUACAGAGGAGAAACUAUCUCCUGGAGGUAUCGGGGCUGCCGUUUUCGAUAUAAAAUGGGAGUCUCCUCAAUGCGUAUGGUCGUGUGGUUAUGAUGGAAUUGUAAGCAGAUGGGAUCUAAGGCUGAAUUCUUGUGUUCAAUCUUUUAAGGACCCCUUUGGGGUACCACUUUACUGUAUGGAGUUGGAUUUUAAUAACACUGUAAUGGCUGGAACCCAGAUGCAUUCGAGAGUUGCGUUGUGGGACACAAGGCAACAGCAAAAUUGUGUACAGAUAUACUUCACCUCCAAAAGAAAUUCCCCAGUAUACAGUCUUUCCUUCGAUUCAAAGUACUUAUUUACAGCAAUUGACCAAGGUGUCAAUGUCCUGGAUUUUUCAGUUUAUUUUGGCAAAUCUAUUGAUUAUUCCAAAACUUUGUAACUUUAAUUUGAAAUUCUGUUGGAG